CACUACGAUGAUAAACUUAAGAAAUAGGUUAAGAGAUUGUAAAAUAGUUUUGUAUAGGAAAUAUACACCCCAUUUGCAGAAAAAUGUAACGCAAUCUAAAAAAAACCGCGCCAUAAAGAAUUAAACGUUCUCCCAACCAUACUAACCACAAUUGCUCAAAACAAGUAACAGAAAAGAAAACAGAUAUGCUAUUUGUUGAGAGAAUUUGAGCUACGAUAAGGUUUGAUUGCCCUCGAAGAGAUAAAAUAAUUACAUUUCUUUCUCGUAUGCCGAAAGACUAAAAGACUACCAGCGUGAAUUAAGAGCCAAAAGAUAAAAAGGAGUAGAUAUAGAAGCGGUUAGACACAGGAACCUGCACAGAAACCUGCCAUACUUGGCGAAAUUUCCAUUUGGAAUCCCGCAUCAUGUUGAAACCGCAUCCUCUAUUGGGCCAAGGCCACUAUGUAACUUUGCAUGGCCUCUUAGAAAUAACUAUACUUACUGUUCUAGUACAAUUUACCUUUACAUAAGGCCAGAAGCAAGUACAAUAAAGGCGAUUCGAAUAAUAGUCACCAGUGCAAUCGACGCUCUUCGAUUAGUAUUAUGUAUUUAUUUUGAUGCUGUUACAAAACUGAUGACAGACUGUCUAGUGUCCCUUUCGCCAGAAAAAAAACCUAAUAAAUAAUGCGAUCACGAGCUAUGUGAUUGAUUAUUGUACGAUCGAAGAAAUAUCUUCCUUAUAUUUCAGUAAACUUAAGCAGAUUCCUUGUUCUGAGUGCAAAGCGGCUAAACUAUCCAUUUCAGCAGCAGACCAGAAAAGAAGAGAGGCAAGUUUAAAAAGAUACGAAAGAAGGCGAAUCAACAUAUUCCACGGACGUAACCAAGUAAACGGGUCAUCACCGAUAAGUUAUCCGGCACAUGGCGUUUCUGUCAUACCGAUGCGUUCUGUGUGGCUAAAAGGGUUACAAGUUGAGUGGUUCAGUCUUUACAAUAUACGGAGCAACAUAAAAUUAAAGUUUCAGAUAAAUGCUACCAGAGGAGUUUUCAACUUGAUUGGCCAUGUACAUGAUGUCGAUGUUACUGGGAAUGGUUCAAAGACGAUAACUAUCUCAACAUACAGCCCGUCCCUGCUUAAUCUUCAGCUCAAGUACAUCGCCUAUGAAAAUACAUUUUUCGAUGCCAAUAUUGUCGAUCGAGUGAUAAUUCAAUUCAUGGAGUUCACUGCAACCAUGCCGAUACACAUUCAACACGUCCAGCUGCCAUGGUUGUUUGAAGAUGGAACAGGGCAAGUCAAGGACAGAGUGACAGUUGUGCUGAAGACAUUUCUUCGUUACAGUAGACUUAAAAAUGCGAUCGAGUCUGUAAAUAGGUUAUAUCCUGGAACAAGAAUAGUUGUUGCUGAUGACACACCUGAUCACCUUUUUACCAGCUUUCAGAGCAGUAAUGUCGAUCACUACCGGAUGCCCGCAUACAAGGGAUAUUUUGCUGGCCGAAAUCUUGGAUUAUCCCAGGUAUGGACGGAAUACUUUUUCUACAUGGAUGACGACAUGAUGAUUACAGAAACAACAAAGAUGGACUUUCUUGUAUCAUUCCUGGAUGAAACCAAUUUUCAUCUUGUAGGUGUGGGAAUCCAGGAUCGGUUAAGUCCAACAACUUACCUAGCUCUCGGGAAUAAGACACACAGGUGCAUUGUUCAGAAACCAGACCCAGGAUAUUACAGUGAAAUCCGCGGAUUUCCUGGGAUAUACACAAACGACGCCGUGUUAAAUAUAUUUCUUGCCUCUACCAAUGAAGCCAAAGCGGUGGGCUUCGAUCCACAUCCAUUACUUGCUCGGAUCGGACACAAUGAGUUUUUCCUGUCCGCUCUUGGGAGGCUCCGUGUGGCAGCUUGCAGCUUCUGUGCAGUCCGUCACGUGAGGGGAGGACCUGUUCCUGGUAACUACUCAAAAUACCGUAAACCUGAGAAACGGUUUAAGGCAAAGCGCAAUAACUACAACCUAUACAUGCAUAACAUUGACUGUGUAAAAACACAAUGGGUUGUGAACAAAGCUAGAAAACAAUAAUCACUUGAUUUUAUUCUAUAUAAUGUACAAGUAACAAUACGCAAACUACACAAUCCAGGUUAUCAUCCCUUAUUCGUAAUAAUUAAUACAUAGUUAUUAUUAUCGGAAUUAACCAGAUCAGUAUUUAUGAUUAAAGCCGAAUUUAAUGUUCAUCAUGUAAGGUCAACACAAUUAGAUUCGCCCUGUAUUGUAGCAUUGGUUAAUUAAAGCAUAUUUCCUAAUAAAUUCUAUGUGUUAAAGUUUACCGUAGUCUUUUUUUGAAGGACCCUUACUCAACAUUUAUUACAAGCGAUGGCACCUCGUAUCUAUCAGCAUUUACGUAAAUUUUCGCCUACAAUAAAUCUUCAUUUAAUAAGUUAAAUCGUGUAUGUGUCAUUAUAUCAUACCCGGGUCGCGAUGACGUUGGGCUCCAUGGCUUCCAUAGAACAAUUCGAAGACGUUUCGCCCCAACCGCGUUCGCCGCUGUCAAAAAUUCAAAUACAGAAUCCGAACGUUGGAACUGAAGUUGUUGCAUUUGGG
Branchiostoma belcheri (Belcher's lancelet) is the source of this 2561-nucleotide messenger RNA. RefSeq names its product beta-1,4 N-acetylgalactosaminyltransferase 1-like. The coding region runs from base 918 to 2042 and encodes 374 amino acids. The record is from RefSeq and is a predicted model, not a curated record. NCBI's taxonomy places the organism in Eukaryota, Metazoa, Chordata, Leptocardii, Amphioxiformes, Branchiostomatidae. The transcript has 10 exons.